Molecule: messenger RNA, 1569 nt
Organism: Sphaeroforma arctica JP610
Lineage: Eukaryota; Ichthyosporea; Ichthyophonida
Exons: 2
Coding region: 1-1569 (522 amino acids)
Biological process (GO): proteolysis
Molecular function (GO): peptidase activity
Source: RefSeq, a predicted model, not a curated record
AUGUUUUGUGCGGUUGCUACCUUAGCGAUAAUUGGGCUUUCUAAGGGCUUUGUUGUUCGUAGAGACGAACCUGGAUAUACACAUGUGGUGGAUAAUGAUGCACUCGUACAGUUCAUUCACGAGGAGUACACGAACAAUGCGCUUGAUAAUCUGAGCGAGUUUGUGAAGAUACCGAGUCUGUCCCCUAGUUUCGACGAAAAUUGGUACGAGAAUGGUGCGUUACUGGGAUCUCUUGAACUGAUGCAGACCUGGGCUGAAGACCAGAAUGUCCAGGGUCUUACAUCGCAUAUCUAUGACAACUUUACGCAGGAGGAUGGCAGCCCUGCUCCUCCCAUUCUUUUGUUGUUCAUCGAUGGUACCAUCGACAACUCUGAUACAGCUUUUCUGUACGGGCACGCCGAUAAACAGCCGAUGAUGGAGGAUGUAUGGACAGUGACGAAACCAAUGGAGCCACUCUUGACGGAUGACAACACAAAACUUUAUGGUCGAGGCGCAGCAGAUGAUGGUUAUUCGCUAUAUACCUCUAUCCUUGCUGUGAAGGGGUUGCAGCAGCAGAAUGUCUCCCACUCACGCGUUCUGAUUAUGAUUGAGACAGAAGAAGAAUCUGGAUCUCCGAAUCUCCCUCAAUUUCUGGAGUUUAUGAAGAACGAGCUGAACGUGCAACCGAGUUUCAUGUCAAUUGUUGACUCAGGAGGUCAGGAUCUUGAACAUUUCUGGGAAACCACGUCCUUGAGAGGUAUUGUUAUGGGUCGUAUUCGUGUUGACAUAGUGAAUGGUACCCUGCACUCAGGUAGCGCCGGUGGAAUUGCACCAUCACCUAUGCGAAUCAUCAUGGACCUUAUCAGCUCACGAUUGGAAGACUUAAAGACUGGCGACAUACUGGCCGAACCCUUCCACCAGGAGGUUACGGAAUAUCAAAGAAAUAAUGCCUAUGCGGUUGCAGAAGCGGUUGGUGAUGAGAUAUACGCGAGCUUAGGUUUUGUCGCGGGAGCUGGUCCCAACUACAAUGGUAGUACUCCGACAACUGAGGAUAUUGCCAACAUGCUCAUCCGAAGCACCCUUUCGGCACAGAUGACUAUAAUAGCUUAUAACCACGAAACAAUGCCCAAGUUAGGUCAGGGUGGACAGGCUAUCUACCCAUUUGCCGAGAUUGAGGUCAGCAUUCGAACGGCGCCAGGCACUGACCAGGAUAUGGCUGUGGCUGAGCUGAAGACAAUUAUCGAAGCCGAUUCGCCAUACGGUGCUAAUGUGACGUUCUCUCCGAUACUUGCACUUCCAAGUUUCUUGGCACCACAACCCCCUGCCUGGUUGGCAUACACUAUGGACAAGUCAGCCAGAGACUUCUGGGGAGGUGAGCCUAGAUUGGCGAUUGGCUCCGGUGGUUCAGUCCCAAUGAUGUCCUACUUCCAGGAUGUGUUCGGCGAUCUGGAUGUUGUAGCAACUGGAGUUCUCUCCGGAUCAACUGGCCAUCAUGGUCCUGAUGAGUUCCUGCACAUCCCAACAGCUGAACGUGUGACAGCAAUGUUCGCCACUGUCUUGGCUGCGCAAGCAGAUAAGGAGUCCUUCUGA